Messenger RNA from Bombyx mori (domestic silkworm), 10567 nucleotides. Its product is annotated as pyruvate dehydrogenase phosphatase regulatory subunit, mitochondrial. The transcript is spliced from 16 exons. Gene Ontology annotation, molecular function: oxidoreductase activity; protein binding. NCBI's taxonomy places the organism in Eukaryota, Metazoa, Arthropoda, Insecta, Lepidoptera, Bombycidae. Gene Ontology annotation, cellular component: mitochondrion; cytoplasm; mitochondrial matrix. Bases 150 to 2855 code for a protein of 901 amino acids. The record is from RefSeq and is a predicted model, not a curated record.
CUGGCAAUACAAUGUCUACCUUUGUCAGCUUAAAGUCAAAACAAAUGUCAUUUAUUUUACUUUUUGCGGAUAUUUUUAGAUAUUUUACUUAUUUUUCCAUGUACUCUCGUGAAUAAGGGUUGUAUAAUAUAUUGCAACUAAAAAAAAACAUGUUGGGAGGCUGUCUGAAAGGUGGCAUUGACAAGUGUAAUUUGUAUAGAGUUGCCGGUGUCCUCAAUAGGCGGUUUUCGAGCCGCUUAGAUGCAUUGGACUACGAAGAAAAAUUAGAAGAUUGCUUGUCAGUACUACCAUCCAAAGCAAAGGUGGUAAUAUGCGGCGGGGGUGUAAUGGGGGCGGCUGUCGCGUACCACCUGGCCAACCGGGGGUGGGGUGACAGAACCGUAGUCGUCGAGAAAGAAAAAGUGGGUGCAGGGAGUCGCUGGCAUUCAUCAGGCCUUGUUGGAGCAUUCAAGCCAACACUUGCUCAGGUGAGGCUUGCCCAGUCCUCAAUUAGGCUUCUUAAGGAGCUUGAGGCUCGUGGUAGGCCCACAGGGUGGAAACAAUGUGGUUCACUAUUAUUGGCAAGAACAAGAGACCGCAUGACUGUUUACAGAAGAAUGAAAAGUCAGUCUGUAUCGUGGAGCAUAGAUUGUGACUUAGUUACACCAAAGAAAUGUCAUGAAUUAUUUCCAAUGCUGAAUGUUGAAGAUGUGCUUGGAGGCCUGUGGAUUCCAGGUGAUGGUGUAGGAGACCCGCAUUUGCUCUGUAUGUCUCUUAUGAGAGAAGCAACUGAUAAAGGUGUGGGUGUGAUGGAAGAUUGUUCUGUGACAGCUGUGCUAUCGAAAGACGACAAAGUGUCUGGAGUGGAAACUACAAAUGGUGCAAUCGAGUGUGAUUACUUUAUCAACUGUGCGGGCUUUUGGGCUAGACAGGUCGGACAGUUGGCACGACCGCAGGUGAAAGUACCCUUACUACCAUGUGAACAUUACUAUCUGCAUACCAAGCCCAUUGAUAAUCUUGAUCCAAUGACUCCAGUCAUCCGAGACCCAGAUGGUUAUAUAUAUCUUCGAGAAAGAGAUGGAUGCAUUUUAGCAGGUGGAUUCGAACCAAUUGCGAAACCUGUUUAUGAGGAAGAAAUCGAGAACGCGUCACAACGUUGUUUGCCCGAAGACUGGGAUCACUUCCACGUGUUGCUGCAGGAGUUGCUGCAACGGGUGCCCGGUCUGAACCAGGCCGUGCUCCACAAGCUGUGCAAUGGACUAGAGGCAUUCUCUCCUGACUGCAAGUGGAUCGUUGGAGAAGCACCAGAGAUGUUGAACUACCACGUGGCGGCCGGCAUGAAGACUGUGGGCAUAUCCGCUGCCGGUGGCGUCGCUGAGGCGACGGUUGACGAGAUCAUCGACGGCUACAGCAAGUACGAUAUGCAUGAGUUGGGCGUCAAUCGUUUCCUUGGACUGCACAACAACAAGAGAUUCCUUAGAGACCGCGUUAAGGAGGUUCCAGGCGUUCAUUACGGCCUUCCGUAUCCGUUCUACGAAUUCGAGACUGGUCGUAACUUGCGCUUGUCUCCCAUCUACCCGACACUGAGAGACAACGGAGCAGUCUUCGGUCAGGUUAUGGGCUACGAGAGACCAACGUGGUUCGAGACCGUAGAGAAUGAGAGCGAGAAACCGCGUCCGUUCAAGAUAGCGCACACGAGAACUUUCGGGAAGCCGCCCUGGUUCGACGCGGUGCAGCGUGAGUACUGGGCGUGCCGGGAGCGGGUCGGCCUCUCCGACUACUCCUCCUUCACCAAGAUAGACAUACAGUCUCAAGGUCGCGAGGUGGUGGAACUCCUGCAGUAUCUCUGUUCCAACGACGUGGACGUUCCCGUCGGGAGUAUCAUUCACACUGGAAUGCAGAACGAGCGAGGGGGUUACGAGAAUGACUGCAGCCUGGCUAGGAUAUCGGAGAACCAUUACAUGAUGAUAGCUCCGACGAUCCAGCAGACGCGCUGCAAGGUGUGGCUGAAGCGACACCUGCCCAGCAAUGGUUCGGUGACCCUCUCCGACGUGACGUCGAUGUACACCGCCAUCUGCGUCAUGGGUCCGUUCACGAGGAGUUUGCUCUCCGAACUGACCGACACUGACCUGUCGCCUUCGAACUUUCCGUUCUUCACGUUCAAGGAGAUCGACGUCGGUCUGGCCAAUGGGAUUCGGGCGAUGAAUCUGACGCACACCGGAGAGCUGGGAUAUGUGCUCUAUAUACCUAACGAGUUUGCUCUCCACGUGUACAAUCGCCUGAUGACUGUGGGUGAGAAGUACGGGAUAAGCCACGUCGGUUAUUAUGCGUCGCGUGCGCUACGCGUCGAAAAGUUCUUCGCUUUUUGGGGCCAGGAUCUCGAUACGAUGACGACUCCUCUAGAAUGUGGACGCACGUGGCGUGUUAAAUUCGACAAAGACAUAAAGUUCAUCGGUCGGGAUGCCCUCCUGAAGCAGCGGGAGGACGGUAUCCGACGUCAAUAUGUCCAAUUGUUGUUGACCGACCACGACCACGAGCUGGACCUUUGGUCGUGGGGCGGGGAGCCGAUAUAUAGAGACGGGAACUAUUGUGGUCAGACAACCACCACCAGUUACGGAUUCACAUUCAAGAAACAGGUAUGCCUUGGUUUCGUCGAGAAACGCGAUAAGGACGGUGUUACGCAGAAAGUUGACAACGAUUACGUUCUGAGCGGCCAUUAUGAGAUCGACAUAGCCGGGAUAAGGUACGCGGCAAAAGUAAAUCUGCACUCCCCGAACUUACCAACGAAGUAUCCCGACAAGGAACGCGACGUCUACCAGGCAACGAGGAAACUGCACGAGCCCCAACAGUUCCUCGGCCGGCAUUACCAGCCGUAAAACUGUAUCCAGCCGAACUGGAAUGCUGAACUUUGACAAGGAAUUCAAAAUGCUUGCAAUCUAAGAUAACAAACAGUAUAAAAUUAAUAGUAGUAAUACCUAAUUAUAUAGAUAUAGUAUAGCUUCUUCAUAGUUACAUUUAUUCCUCGAUUAAGUAUAAAAGUAAUCGAUUUUCGCUAUUAGUAAAUAUUUUCAUGAACAUAAAUGUCUGUCUAACUAAAGAGCAGACCAAAAAAGGAAUGAAAAUUUGAAAUAUUUCUAAAUGUUGCCUAAUUCUUUUCUUUUUUUUAAAUUCUUUUUUACUUUUUAAUUAUUAUUUUUACAUUUGUUUUAAUUUCACUCGAUCAUCAUCACAUUACUUUAAUCAUUUUAACAUCAAUUAUCCUAUUGCAUAAGUCAUUAAAAACGAAAAAAAAAAAAAAAACAUUUCUAAAAAUGUUAUCCUUUAUUAGUUAGUUAACUUAGUUUUUUUUCUUUAUUAUCAUCAUUUUUUUAUAUUAUAUUUUUUUAAAGAGUUAAACUCUGUUAGUUUGUAGUUACUUUAAAAGAAUAAUAAUCAAAACACACCAUAAAUGCUCAAAAAACUUAAAAUAUAGUCGAUACAUAUAGGCUUAUAGCGCCCAGGAUGUAAUUAAAGGUUGUCUAAAGGUAAAUGACAGUUUAGAUUGUAAGUACGUAAUUAUUCUAAAUAGAUUUAAUUAAUUAGUAGUUAAUAAUAGUAAUAAUCUACUAUUUCACUUUGAACAACAACAAAAAAAACCUAAUUAUAAUUUACUUCUAUUUUUAAUGAGAGUUUCAAUAUAGUGCAGUAAGAGGCAGAUACUGUAGUAGUAUAUUGUUCUUUAAUGUAUUUUUUGUUUUAAUUUUUUUUUUUCUGAGAAUCUCAUUUAUUUUUACGAAUUAUACAAAUGAAAUUCUUUCUAAUUAAGAUUAAUAUUAAUUUCGUGGCGUCGCUAUAUAAAAGUCCUAUGUAGCGGAAUCGACAUUUUCAUUUAUUUAGUUUUAUGGUCGACGAUGAGGAGGAAAUCUGCCUUCGAUUAGGAUUUCAGUACUCGCGUUUAAUAUGUUGCUUGCUCGUGGCGUAUUGAAUGUUUCUAGGGUCACGGAUUCGAAGUCACGAACCGAUGUCUAUGCGGUUUUGUCUUCCAAAAACGUUCAGAACAUAUUUGUUGGUAAUUCGAUGAGAUUUGUAACAAAACGAGCGUGCAACUAUUAAGGCAACAAGAAAUACGAGUGUGAACGAUACGCUGUGAACAUCGAUAAUUUCACGCAGCAAACUUUUUUUUUGUUUUUUUUUUUUUUUAAGCUAACUUAGGGUUUUCAUGUAGUUAUAUUUACUUUCACUUAGUUCGGAGGUAUCGAAUACUGAAUCCGAAUGGUGAUUAAUCUUAUAAUUUGAUAGGUAGUUGUUCUCGUUGGAGAAGAAGCAUUAUAGCGUGAUCCUCCUGACUAACUUUAUACAGGGGGUUCACUUUUGUUUCUCAUUUUAAUCUUGUUAAAUAUUAAUUUGGGUGUUUAAUUUUUUUGUUGACGCUUUCCAAUCGGUGUCGACUAGGGUGACUUUUAAAAAUUAGUAUUAUUUCGUAUUAUUUUCCUUGUUUUUUUUUUUUUUUUUUAAAUAUAAUGUUACCCACUUAGAAUAUUUAAGAUCGCUGAGCUGAACUGUUUUCAAAUGGUGCCUUGAUUCGAAUUUUCUUUUCACUAUCGUUUGUUUGUUUGGAGCCUUGAAUUGUUUUUACAAGGUCAGACGUGAGUGGGAUGUGAACGGUUUUUAACUUGGGACGGCGUUAUACAAUAUGCGUGCACGCUGCUAGCACUUUUAAUUGGGUGUAAAACAUUCUACUCAAUACAUUCGGCAGAUUCGAAAACGUUUAUCGUUCGGUUUAGAAUUAAAUAUGUUUUUGUUUUUCGUUUAUUUUAAGAAAAUUUUAAGCUGCUUUCAGCUUAUGAUGGUGCCUUAAUUCGAUUGUGUUCUUAAUAUUCGUUUGUUUCGGUUUAAAAAAAGGAUUUUGACGUUCGGUUUUUAUAACUUUGUUUUUCAGAAGAGUUUUAUAUAGUUAAUGCAUCGAGAGAAGUUUUUUUUUUUAUAUUCUCUUAUACUAAACGAUACUCAUUCAAAAACAAACACAUAAGUAUCGGUUUAUAUCUAUUAUUUAAAAUCAACGUUUCUCCUUCAACACAUAAGUUCAAGUUAUAGUUCAUAAAUUAUAAUUCACUUACAGUACUUCAUUGAGCUUACGUUCUCUCGGUGUAUUUGCUGAUUCGGGUCGUUUGAAAUUAGUGUUUAAUAUUCCGUAAAUGUAACUCUUAAAACAAUAUGCGUAAAUAUGCAUAGAACAUUUGAGACAUAAGUAAAAAAAUGUUGUUCAUUGUCUGCAGAAUAGACAAUUCGAAGUCAACAAUACUAAAGAAAGGUGAUGCAAUUGUAUUUGAUAAGUUUAAAAUAUUUAAAAAAUGUCGUCAAUGUUAAAAAUGCAAAAUAAUAUUCAAGACUAAUUUAAAAAGAUCCGUGAGUCGGUAGAAAGCGUUUAGGUGGGAGGAUCUUGGUGCGGGGUCCGACUGGCUAGUUACCACCACCUUGCCUGUUUCUAUCGCAAGACAAUAUGAAUGUUGUUUAAUUGCGUUACGACGGGCAAGGGAUCCAGUUUUCACGGGCACCAGAGGAAUAAUACCGUAGUCCUCAAGGUGACGCAUCUUCAUUUGCAGAUGCUAUUGUGAUGCAGUAAUCUACUUAAGACCAGGUGGUUAUUUGCACUAAUAUGUCACCCAUUAGCAGACGGCUGGUUAAUUCUAUCACACUCAUCGUUAAUAACCAGGUGUAAUUUUCAUGAAGUCACCGCAUGUUAUCUCUCAUAUCUUCUCCCCCAUUUAAUGAUCAAGUUACAUUUCUUGAUACUCAUAAAUACCAUCAUUCCAUAAUCUUCACUAUUCUCGACUAUUAUCUUACUAAGGAUAACUUUCGUCAUAGAAUGCUCUUUAAAAUGUUAAACGAAAACUGUUGACUGCAAACGAACUCUUUGGAUCUUUAGACAAUCAAUCGAUAAUGUGUGAUGAAUUUAAUUGCCUUGUCUGUAUGUCUUUGGCUGCUUCCAAUCUGGAUGAACGGAGGGUGUGGGAAUGCAGGGGGGUGAUUGGAAGGCACGCGUUGUUUAGUUAGAUCCCUGUCUGACUAUUGCGCUUUUUCUUCGUUUUUUUGCUACAAAUUACUCUGUUAUGGUUUGCGUGAACUCGCAAUUACUAGUAUGACAAAUCUCGUUAAAAUUGAACGAAAUUGUGGGAAACGUUAACUUGCAAGAUCUGAGAGUGGUUUUUUUUACAGCUGUAACGGUUUCAGGGGCACUCGAUUUGAGGCGAAACUCGAACAAUGAAUACCCAUGAUACAUAACCUCUCGGUUCUCUGUUUCUUCAUAGUUUCGUUGUUUUAUUUAAACUGUGUCGAUAAUGUUCUUGAGCGACUCUGACCCGGGGUACGAGACCUUAGCCGGUAACAAUUUUACUGCAGGUCUGUGAACUAUGCGGGCUAUUUAACGUGCAGUAUCGUGUUGGAAUUUUCGUAUUUCAAUAAUUAUUUUGAGCGAGUGAAAUUUGUAGCCUAUGAUUAUUUUUGAGUGCUCGUAUUCAUAUGUGUAUGAUUUUAGGUUGGCAGGUCAGAAUUGGGGGCUGACGACUUGUCGUUACGUGUUUUGGAUUUUUUUUCUCGGGUCGUACGAUCGACGAUUGUCAUGGGGGGUCAUAGGGGAGAGUGGGUUGCGCGGAAUUAAUACUGGUCGGUUUUGUUUGUUGUUGGUCAUGUUCGUACACAUCCAGGUCGACGUCGUUUUAUGUAGAGAUGCGCAAAUAUUGUCCGAUUCCCGAUUAGGUUCGAUUUCCCCUUUUAAAAAUAUGUAUCAGUAUACAUUAAAACAUGAAUACUCGUGACGAAUGCGUAAUCCAGCUAAUGCGAGAUUGGUACUUCGAUUGCGAUUUUUUAUUGUUUCUAAUUUUUUAUUCUGGAUAAACAUUAACAAAGAAAGUUCACGAUAUUACGUUUGGCGGCGUACCAAAAUUCUUAUGGCAACAUUGAAUUACGUUUGCCUUCGUAAGAUAAUAAAAAAAAAAACAAUAUCAGUAAAAUGGCUUCCUCGGACGUGAACCCUAUUUAUGAUUCUGCCAUUUGAGUGAUGCAUUUGUAAAAUUUGUUUUUAUGGUACUACAUAUUGGUAUUUUAUUUUGAUCUUCUCAAGCACGGAAAGUGUCUUUAAUUUUAUAGUUAAAACUAUUAUUUGGUAGUACUGUAAAUAUAUUUUAAUUUCUUUUUUUUUGGUAUUAUUUUAAAAUGAAUUUCUCGUAUGAGGAAACGUUUAAGGAGUUUACGUCAAUUUGAAUUCGUUUGUUUGAAGAAUUCGUGCUUUUGUCGAACUUUUUUAAUUCCUCAUAAGACCGAUUUAUAAAGAGGCAUGUGGAUUUGAAUGGAAACCAAGAAAUCCGCAUUAUUAUUCAGUAAACGUUUCCUUGUAGGGCGACCAGCGCGAUCGCAUUGCUACGGUCGUUUUGCGGAGAAAUUCACGAGGCUGGAUACCGUCACAAUGUGUUCAAUAAAUGUAUAGAUAUAUUUUAUGUGUCGCACGGCGCUGCGGCCAUUUUUAAUUGUAAGUUGUCUCCCUUUUUUGUUGAGCUCGGCUGCCGGAUGGCGCACUGGCAAAUCUUGGCUCCCGAUGUUCUAGUUGCAGUCGUCUCGCUCGAAGCGAUUGUGUACAUGGCCAACUAACGAUUAGUUAAGCGAUCGUCAUUAUUUUUUGGUAAUUAUCGGAUACUUCUGUCUUCUUAGUGUUACUUCUGUGAAAUUGAAGUUGUUAACGCGAUACGGAAUAAUCCAGAUGGAGCAUUGCGUUGUUUAAGUUUUUGAAUCUCGCAUCCACUGCAGUGUGAGGUUUUCGCAAUGCACUCAAGUGUACUCGUACUGCUAAUCAGAUAACACGACACUUAUAUUUGUUUUCGAAUUUCUAAAUUACGCCAGAUUUUUCACCUCUUUCCUUUUUACUUAACACACGUAUUUCGAAGCCGCUCAUCGACCUUUUGAUUGUGGGUCAUAAGCGCACGUUUUACUUUUCCUAUCGAUGGGCGGAUUUUUGUUAAAAUUGUUGUUUAUGAUUUCGGUAUUUUGUAAUUUGAGUGAGCCCUUUUCAUUCAUAAAUCUACGAUUCAAAUUGAAAAGUCACUUAAGAUCGUUCAAAAAUAAAUACGAUUGUUCAUGUACCUAUGUUUUAGUCACUGUUUUCAUGUUACAUUCAAACGAUCAUUUCAUUUGAUCAUUCGUUCAUUUAUCAUUCAUUCAUUUAUCAUUCAUUCGUUCAUCGUUCAUUAACUCGUUUAUCUAUAAACUAUUAUGCUACAUUCACUCGUUCAUAUUUCAUUGAAUCAUUAUCCAUUUACCAUUCAUUAAACUAUGAAUCAUUAUGUUCAUUUGAAAUAAAUAUCAGUUUUACAAAAUACUCAUAUCAUAUGUUUCUUUCAUUCAUUCAUUUUCAUUGAGACUACGAAAUAUUUGGUGUCUCUUACAUUAAAUCAUUCAUUAAACUAUAACAAAUCAAAUUUUCAUUACAUAUUGAUCGUUCACAUAAAUCACUGUUUUAAAGAUUGAUUUCAAAGGAAGCUAAAGUUUUCGUUUGUUCCAUAAAGACAAGUUAAUUAUCUAAGACUACUUAUCAAUUAAUUACUCUUAGUUUUGUACUGUUAGGGAACUUAGAUGUAAUAAAUGUACAAUAAUUUCAGCAUAUUUCCGUCAUUAGGCGAACAUAUUAUACUGUAAUAUGUUUUCUCUUUCUAUAUUAAAACUAAACUAUAUUUUUCACUGUUCAUUUUUUUCUACAUUUGGCGUGUCCUGCAUUCUUGCUCAUCUAACAUGCUUCAUCGUUUUCGCCUUCGCGGCUAUGAUCUACUUAAUAUAUCAUUUACUAAUAUAUCAAUCAAUUUAUUCGAAGUAGUAAUAAAAUAACCACGAGAUAAUUAGUCGUGAAUUAAUUUAGGUUUAGAUUAAUGUAUGUCAACAAUACACUGUUAUUCUUUUUGUGUGACCCGAGUGAAGUGAUCUAAGAAUAUUUAAAAAAUCCUACGUGAAAGAUGUUACAUUAGUAACUGAGAUACGGGUAAAGUAACGAUGAAGAGGAGUGAAAAGUUACUUGAGAUUUGAAUCUGAAAAAAGACGAGAAAUUCUGAGAAGUUUUCGUAAAUUCAACUGAACUACAAAACAUCAAUCGCAACAUUCAGCUUAAUCGAUCUUUUAAUUCAAUUGACGUACACACAAUUAUAAUAAAUAAGGAAGGAAUUGAGAGGAAGUUAUCGCUGAAUCUUUGACUUAUAAUCACAAAGUGCACUUAAAUAAAAUACGAUGUCUUCCUGUGUUUGAAUUACGCGCGUGUCAAAGAUCAAAUGACGCUGCAAGAUUGGUGAACGAAUGAAUGAAUGAUGAAUGAAACGACCGAUUGAAAUGAAGAUGAACUAUUUGUAACCAGCUGUGGUUUGGGAAGCUAUCUAUCUAUCAGUAUAAAAGCGUAUUGUUGACAUAGUGGUUCUUGUAUUUCGGGUUUCAGCCGCGGAACCAUAGCGUAUAGUGAUUGUAUAAUCAAAUCGUAUGUUCUACCUUCAAGACUGAUAUUUGCAGAAAAAAACGUUGUUUUCUACGCAACGGAUUCAUUUUAAAGUAAUCAGCCGAAUGAAGCUGAUAGUUUCUUUCUAUUCGAGUUUCUUGGGCUUCUUACUAAUAAAUCAUUGUAUGAAUAGUUGAUCACGCAGCCCGAUGCCAAACUAGAUAUUUUAAUAUUAAGUUGCAAAUUCAAUUUUAAGGGGUCGUUUACGUAAAUAGAUUUAAGUACUCUGUAUGUGUAAGCCGAUUUCAAAAGGCGUCUAUGACUAUAUUAUCGCAAAUCAAUGUGUAGAUUUAGACUUUUUAACAUAUUGUAUGAUCCAAAUAAUCGAACCUUAAGGUUUAUUCGUGUAUGCAUUAUUCUAGUCCUUUGUUUCGCAGUGAUAUUGGCCAUGGUGGAGUUAAUGGGAAAUGAAAGAAAUUAUAUGGAUUGGACAAUGGAAACAAGGGACUAUAUUUAGUUUUUAAGUUCAGGUCCGUUUUAUAAAAGGAAUCUUUUUAAUGAGAGCGGCCACUUCAGUAACCGUCGAAAUGUGAAAUUAAUGUGAAAAGCGUGAUUUAUUAUCCGCUGCGCCGCUGCGGUCACAUGGUUGUGUAAAAAUGAUUCCGAACUUCGUGGCGGGUACUCGGAAGUUUGUUGACGCGAAGCAAUCAUAAACUAGUUGUAUAGAAAAUGUGUCGAAAGAAUGAGAGAAGGCUACAAAUAAGUAGUUGAUAUGCGAAGAGAUUGGAAAUGUGAUGGUAGAUAUAAAUACGCGGGAACUGUGAUUAGUCAAUUAGUAUUUUGCGCGUGCUAAAAGUUGUUUUACGCAACGAAAAAUUGUCUAUAUAAAACGGGCCUAUUAAUAUGAAGUAUUGUCUAUUUGACUGAAAACGAAAGGUUGUAGGAAUAUAAAUAAAAUUUCUGUUUCUUUCUUUUUUUGAUACGUAUUACUUUGAUACUAGUUCUAUACGUUUUUGUACUCCAAUAUGUAGGGAAAUGACAUUGGGCACGCACUGUGCGUGUAACAUACGUAUUGAUUAAUAUUAAUAAAGAAUACGAGCGAAAUGUACUGAUUAUAAACAAUAUAGCAAUUAUUGUGCAAUAAAA